Molecule: messenger RNA, 1551 nt
Organism: Fusarium venenatum
Lineage: Eukaryota; Fungi; Ascomycota; Sordariomycetes; Hypocreales; Nectriaceae
Product: amino acid/polyamine transporter I
Biological process (GO): transmembrane transport
Cellular component (GO): membrane
Molecular function (GO): transmembrane transporter activity
Source: RefSeq, a predicted model, not a curated record
AUGACAAACGAGACUUCCUACGCGGAUACUGAAAAACAUCUGGGCGAGCAAAGCCCGGAAAGUCAGAACCUGGAGCGUCUUGGCUAUGCUCAAGAAGUCAAGCGCAGGUUCUCCCUGCUUGCCAUGGUUGCGACAUGCGUCAAUCUUAUGUGCACAUGGGAAGCCCUAUCCAGUACUCUUGCCGCUGGUCUGGUGAGCGGAGGGCCUGUAUCCCUUGUUUACGGAUCCAUAACUGCCUUUCUGGGAUCUAUCUGUGGCGCCAUGUCGCUUGCGGAGCUGGCAUCCAGCUUCCCAACCGCUGGUGGACAGUAUCAUUUCGUCGCUAAAUUGAGUCCACGAGCGGCAAGACCGCUUUUAAGUUGGCUGGCCGGUUACAUUUCAACCCUUGGCUGGAUUUCACUCGCCGGCAGUGCCCCCUUCCUAGCCGGGACUCAAAUACAAGGUCUAAUUGUCCUCAACUACCCCGAUUACGUCUUCGAACGAUGGCACGGAACAAUGCUUUUCUGGGCAAUCCUGAUCUGCUCUGCCGCUAUCUGCAUCCUUUGCAACAACACACUUCCUCUCAUCGAAAAGAUUACGCUGGUGUUCCACGUCGAAUUCAUCAUCAUCAUCGUCGUCAGCAUGGCUGUCGUCUCUCCGACCAAACAUACUCCCGAAUUCGUAUUUACAACUUUCGAGAAUAAUUCCGGGUGGAUAAAUGACACUGUUGCAUGGAGUAUAGGUCUACUUAGCUCAUGCUACGUGUUGAUUGGCUACGAUGGAGCGACACAUUUGAGUGAAGAGAUGGAUAAAGCUGAGACUGGUGUCCCAAGAGCUAUGGUUGGUUCGAUUUUGGUUAAUUGGCCACUUGGAUUCGCAUUUCUCCUCGUCGUUUUAUUCUUCAUGGGGGAUGUUGCUUCGGCGCUCAAUACCCCCACCGGCUUCCCCAUCACUCAGAUCUGCUAUAACAUGACGGGAAGCAAAACUGCAGCGACAUGCAUGGUUAGCGCCAUCACUGCGAUGGCGGCUCUAUCCACCGUCCCGCUCGUUACCUCUGCAGCUCGUGUUAUGUGGGCUUUUGCGCGAGAUGGAGGACUACCAUUUUCACAACACAUUGCGAAGGUUGAUAAACGUCGCGAGAUCCCCACUGUAUCCGUUCUCGUUGUAACAUUCCUUCUUAUUUUGCUUGGUCUUACCAACAUUGGUUCCACAACUGCCUUCAAUGCCAUCCUCUCGCUUGCAGUUGUUAGUCUGCAAUUCACCUACCUAGUUCCCAUCGUUCUUUUGAUAUGGCGUCGUUUAUACCGGCCCGAAACAUUGACCUGGGGACCAUGGCGCUUGGGCAAAUCUGGCUUAUUCAUUAAUAUCUUUGCCGUUAUUUACCUGACCUUUACAUGCAUUUUUCUUUUGUUUCCUCCAUUUAGACCUGUCAGCGCGGCAAACAUGAAUUACGCUUCUGUAGUUCUUGGAAGUGCACUCCUGUUUGGCUGUUUCUAUUGGCCAUUAAAGGCGAAGCGGAGGUACAUUGGUCCACUGACACACAACGAGGUAUUAGAAGGGAGAAUUGAUUAG